Molecule: messenger RNA, 1887 nt
Organism: Marmota flaviventris (yellow-bellied marmot)
Lineage: Eukaryota; Metazoa; Chordata; Mammalia; Rodentia; Sciuridae
Gene: Gpn2
Product: GPN-loop GTPase 2
Cellular component (GO): cytoplasm
Molecular function (GO): GTPase activity
Source: RefSeq, a predicted model, not a curated record
AGCGAAAGUCCCUUCUGUGUGGCCACGCCCAGCUUGGUAGCGCCGCUGCCUUAGGGCGGGACUUCCUCUCCCGGCCCCGCUGCUUCCGACGCCGCCCGGAAGUCGAGAGCUGGUGCCUUCAGUACCGGCCCCCUUUGCUGCCCUUUCCUGGCGCGGGUUCCCUGGGUUGCGGUCGUCAUUCCCUGCAGAGACCACGUCGGUGGUCUGCCGCCCGUAGUUUCAUCUCCUAUACAGGUGUCCGCCCUGUUUUCCCGUUGGGUUCAUCUGUUCGGUUCCGGACCACGUUCUCCCCAUGGCGGGAGCCGCUCCGGCCACGGCCUUCGGGCAGGCUGUGAUCGGCCCGCCGGGCUCAGGAAAGACCACGUACUGCCUGGGCAUGAGUGAGUUCCUGCGCGCGCUGGGCCGGCGCGUGGCGGUGGUGAACUUGGACCCGGCCAACGAAGGGCUGCCAUACGAGUGCGCUGUGGACGUGGGCGAGCUAGUGGGACUGGGUGAUGUGAUGGAUGCGCUGAGGCUGGGACCCAACGGCGGCCUGCUUUACUGCAUGGAGUACCUGGAAGCCAACCUGGACUGGCUGCGGGCCAAGCUGGACCCACUCCGCGGCCACUACUUCCUCUUCGAUUGCCCAGGCCAGGUGGAGCUGUGCACGCACCACGGCGCCCUUCGCAGCAUAUUCUCGCAGAUGGCUCAGUGGGAUCUCAGGCUGACUGCUGUCCAUCUUGUGGAUUCUCAUUACUGCACAGACCCAGCCAAGUUCAUCUCAGUAUUAUGUACCUCUCUGGCCACCAUGUUGCAUGUGGAGCUGCCACACGUCAACCUCCUCUCCAAGAUGGACCUCAUUGAGCAUUAUGGGAAACUGGCCUUCAACCUGGACUACUACACAGAGGUCCUUGACCUCUCCUAUCUGCUUGACCACCUGGCUUCUGACCCUUUCUUCCGCCACUACCGCCAGCUCAACGAGAAACUGGUGCAGCUCAUUGAAGACUACAGCCUGGUCUCCUUUAUCCCUCUGAACAUACAGGACAAGGACAGCAUCCAGCGAGUCCUACAGGCUGUGGAUAAGGCCAACGGCUACUGUUUUGGGGUACAAGAGCAGCGAAGCUUGGAGGCCAUGAUGUCUGCCGCAGUGGGAGCUGACUUCCAUUUCUCCUCCACGCUGGGCCUCCAAGAGAAGUACCUGGCACCCUCGGACCAGUCAGUGGAACAAGAAGCCAUGCAGCUAUAGCAACAAGCUGGGCCCUGAUGCACAACCCAGCACUGGGGAAAGUGGAGGCUCCUUAUAAGCAGCAGACAGCUCACAGGCUGCAGACCCAAGAGCAGGUCCUCCAGCUGGCAAAGGACUUCUGGACAAAAAGCCAGGCAUGACAAAGAGCAGAGCACCUACAGUGCCCUCAGUGAUGCCCUGGGCUCUGGGCCCUGCUGCACCAGAAGUACCACCAGCAGGCUGAACACUGGCUUUCCUUGGGUUUUGAUGAAAUGCACAUAAUAGAGUUUAUUUUCUACUUUUUGUGGCUUUAAACUUUUCUUCAAUCCUUCAGGCCCAGGGAAUUGGGGCAGAACAAGAGACCCUCCAGAGGGUCAUGUUUCUUCAUACAGGUCAGUGUUUCCCCAUAGUGCAGACUCUGCUGUACGAGAGGAUUGACUCCUACUCUCCAGUCAUGUGCUUUUGUCACUCUUCAGUUUUAACAGUGAACUUCACACUCAGACCUUCACAGGUGACAUUUCCUAGCUAAACCUUAUUUAAUAUUUUAUUUUCGUUGUAUUUAUUUCAUGAUUUUGCUCUAUUUUUGGCAAGUGUUAGCUUGUCAAAAGUUUGAAAGAUUGUUUGCUUCAGAUAUGAAAAAUGUAUGCAAAGUGAGUUGUUUAAAUAAAAAUAUUAGCCAGGCA